AGUGCAGAGGUAACACUUUGCACUCUCCACAACACAACUGGCAGGACAGCAGCAAUAUCUCACACUAUCUGACGUUACAAAAGCCUUGUUCACAUUUAGCAACACUUUUUUUUACACAAGCCACUCUCAAACACUGAGCAACAUUUAUUCUCUCAACCAGACACACUUAUGUCAGGCUAACUCAAGGACAAUGAUGGAAAUUAUGGUUUGUCCAAUGGGAGGAGGCGCUGCUCGGCUGUACAGCGCCCUGGCCCAGCCCCUCGACCUGGCUCCCUCUGACCAUCCCAGCCCUGCCUACCAGGACCCCCACAGCGGCUGCCUGACCCCCCCGGAGCCUGCAGACCCCCUGGAUCUCCUGAGGGAGUGCGAGGAGGCCCUAAGGGACCGACCCCCCCGCCCGCUGCGUGCCUUCAGCAGCGCCCGUGAUGCAGACACCCACCCCUCCCCCAAUGGGUCGAUCAGGGUGAUGCAGUGGAACAUACUGGCUCAAGCGCUGGGUGAAGGAGUAGACAGUUUCGUCCACUGCCCCUUGGAUGCCCUCAACUGGGCAAUCAGAAAAUACCUCAUCCUGGAAGAAAUCCUGACCUACCGACCUCACAUCCUGUGUCUUCAGGAAGUUGAUCACUACUACGACACCUUCCAGCCAAUCCUGGCCAGCUUGGGUUACCAAGGUCACUUCUGCCCCAAGCCCUGGUCACCUUGUCUCGACGUCGAGGGCAACAAUGGGCCAGAUGGCUGCGCCCUCUUCUUCGACCAAUCGUACUUCGAGCUCCUGGAGAGCGUCAACGUCCGUCUAUCGGCUAUGCUGAUACCGACCAAUCAGGUGGCCGUGGUAACUACACUCCGUUGCCGGGCGACAGACCGACGCCUGUGCGUCGCCGUGACGCACCUCAAGGCCCGCAGCGGCUGGGAGUAUCUCCGUAGCGCCCAGGGCUCCGACCUGCUCCGGCACCUCCAGAACAUCACUCAGGCCCGGGGCGUGGGCGGCGAGGGCCCCUCUGGCAGGGCCUCGGGGACCCCCCUGCUGGUCUGCGGUGACUUCAACGCCGUCCCCUCGGAGGAGGUGUACCGGCGCUUCGCCGCAUCGCCUCUCGGCCUCGACUCGGCCUACAAGAGGCUGAGCAGCGAUGGCGUUUCAGAACCAGCCUACACGACCUGGAAGAUACGGCCCACUGGAGAGUGCUGCAGCACGCUGGACUACGUCUGGUACUCCCAGGACCAGCUCAGGGUGGAUGGCGUGCUGGACAUGCCCACAGAGGAGCAGAUAGGCCCCAACAGACUCCCGUCCUACAACUACCCAUCGGACCACCUCUCACUGGUGUGUGACUUUAGUUUCACUGACCGGGGAGAGUGAGGGAGGAAAUAGAGUGGGGGGAAAAAAAGAUGGAAAUGUAGUGCCAUAACUGCUCAAGUCUUCUCUUCUACUGGAGAGUGAGCUCCGGGUUUAGAAAAAAAAGGAGGGAGAGUCGGAGAGAGUAAAAGAAGGGAUGGUCUGUCGAGCAGCAGCACCUGACUGGCUCUGUUGUAAAGUGGUUCAGGUGGGUGGAUAACCUGCACAUGCUCCUGACCUGGGAUAUCUGGGUGUUACCCCACAUCAGAACACAUGGCUGGAUAUCACACACAGGCUUGCUGAGACUUGAGAGUUUUGUGUGGGAAUACCAUUUAGGAAAAUAACGGUCUAAAGCACUUUGGUUUGUACAAAACUGGUUUGUACAAAAGUACGUGUAAGCCUUUCUAUUAUCAGUCUAGUCUGUCAGUCUAACCCUGUGCUUACUGUAGGUGUGUAUGCAACUAUGUUUUAGCAUUUUCUUUACUUAUACCUGCUCAGAGCUAUUGAGUUAAGGGAGAUACGUUCAGUUACCUCAGAACUUGGACGUACAUACAAACACAAAAUGACGUUUUAAGCCACCGGAGUACAUUUGAUAAACUGGGGUUUUGGAAGUAUUUGGGAAGUUAAAAAAGUUAUUCCACAGAUAUAGAUUAAUUAGUUUGACCCAAGUUUGGAACGUGGUGCUACAGAUUCAUUUGUUUUAUGUUCAAAGCCAUUGGUUCACACUACUUCUAAGGACUAAAUUGUCCAUUUUAGAAAUGGUUUUUUAUGGUGCAAUGUGAAUACCUUGUACCUUGUUGUAUCAUACCCCCAAAAUAAAAUUAUACAAAAUUAAUCCCAGGUUUUUUCCCCACACUCUCCUUUUCUCUCAACUUGACCCCAGGGGUCAGUGCCCUACCCCAAGACCCCGUGGGGUAGUGGGUUGAGAUCAAGGGCCUAAAUCACAACAAUCUGGAUUCAAAUCCAUCACAGAGCGUAGUGCCAAACACAUCCAUGGACCCAGAUCCCUGUAACUGCAGCACACUCCCCGACUGUCCAGAUCCCUGUAACUGCAGCACACUCCCCGACUGUCCAGAUCCCUGUAACUGCAGCACACUCCCCGACUGUCCAGAUCCCUGUAACUGCAGCACACUCCCCGACUGUCCACAUCCCCUCUCCCAACUGUCCCACCAGGAAAGGCUCAACCAAGAGUCUAAAAAUAAAUUUACUUUUUAUCAGUUUUAUUUAUAAGUCGAAGAGCAAAAAUGUAGCUGUAGGAAAACCCUCUCAGCCAGAUUUGAAUACAAGCCCUCUCACACAGUAGCCCACAUCCUUGCCACUGAGAUAUCAGGGAUCAUAACAAUCUCCGCUCAACAUGAACUCGACUUGACGUUGAACUAUCUAGUUGUAACAACCUGCAUAGUUGAGGUGUCAAAAAACCACAAGAAAGCAGGGCUUCCUUGUUAGCUCACUGGGUUAGUGUGCAUGCCCUGAAAGCUGGGGCGGCACUGCAACAGCCUGAGUUCACAUCAAGCCUUCACCCUUUUCUGUGCGUCUUCCAUCUUUUCCUGUCACACUCUUUUUAACUGUCCAAUACAGCAUGCACUAUACUGAAUAUAAUCGUGAAUCGAUUUUUUAUCGAAUCGUGACCCCAAGAAUCGAUUCGAAUUGAGAGGUACCAAAAGAUCCCCCCCUACCAUCUAGUGGUGAAAGAGGUUCCAUUUAUGUGAAGACAGUUCAUCAGUGUGAGGUCAUUAAGUCUGUUGUCUAUUCACCCAAUGUCAACAGUGAUUUGAAAGUAGAAUGUUUGAUUUUCUACAGCAAAGAUGGAAAGGCAAAAAUAAUUUGCAAGCACAACACAAUGGUUUCAAAUGUUUUUUGAUUUUAUAUUUCAGUAAAAUCUACUUGAAUACACUUUGAAACAAGAGUACAACAAAAUAGAAUAUACUUCAAAUGUUGAAUAUACAAACUAGUUCAGUCUGAACGCAAACAUCUCUUUCUCCCUCGAAAUCGGUUAACUAGGAAAGGCAAAAUGCAGUGGACAUGUCGGGGGGGGGUUAUAAACUCAUGCUGCCGAACAACCUGUCGAUUUCAAAUAGCUAGAAGUGAAGCGUUUAAAAGGGCAGUGCAGGGUACCCAGGUCAGUUAUUACAGAUAAGGGAG
Molecule: messenger RNA, 3472 nt
Organism: Hypomesus transpacificus
Lineage: Eukaryota; Metazoa; Chordata; Actinopteri; Osmeriformes; Osmeridae
Gene: noctb
Product: nocturnin b
Exons: 4
Coding region: 191-1354 (387 amino acids)
Biological process (GO): circadian rhythm
Molecular function (GO): poly(A)-specific ribonuclease activity
Source: RefSeq, a predicted model, not a curated record